Sus scrofa (pig) is the source of this 2378-nucleotide messenger RNA. RefSeq names its product family with sequence similarity 170 member A (gene FAM170A). Gene Ontology annotation, cellular component: nucleus. The record is from RefSeq and is a predicted model, not a curated record. Gene Ontology annotation, biological process: fertilization. Lineage: Eukaryota; Metazoa; Chordata; Mammalia; Artiodactyla; Suidae.
UCCUGGCUAUUAUCUCACCAUCAGGUAUCUCUCAUUCUAGGGUGGAAACAGGGAUCCAGAAGCCUUCCCAUUUGUAACUGGUAUAAAUUACAACCCACAAACAGAGGUGUACAAGAAAUGGCAUGAAAAAAUUUUUAUAACCCCACUUAGUUUGUAUUUCAGCCUUGAUCUUGCUAUUGUCCUGUUUGGAAUACCACCCAUCCCUAUUUGGAAGUCCUACACUGGGCCAAGGUUUGGAGGGUGAGGCCGAGAGCAUGGUCAUUGUGGACUGGAGUGUAGAUGUCCAUCGGCUUGGGUGCCAGGCCUCCUUUAGGUUUGGUGGCUCCUGUGCCAUUCCUGGGACAGGUUGCCGUGAUUCUGCUUAUAUGCACCCACAGGCUUCUCCUUUGUUUUUGCCCUUUCUACCCCUCCAGCCACAUUUGAGAGGCGCCUUCUCCUUCAGAUCCACAGACAUCUUCCUCUGGCUUAAUGAGCAAGUCUUAAUACUCCAGCAGGGAAGUAAGACCUCAUUUCAAAAACCUGCUUCUGUUAUGUUUCUGCUCAAGUAUUCUCUCUUUUCCAUGGAGUUUUGGAUUUUAGAAAUAAAAGCCAAGAUUAUCAGCAUGCCACUGCUACUGCGCCCUGCCGUGCCCCUCCACUGGCCAGUGAACGCAGAGUCUGCUACAUGCUUGAAUGCAGAAGGGAAAGGAUGAAAUAAAGGGAGGAAAAAAAAGGAACAUUAACAUCUCUAUAUCUUGCCACCUUUGAAAGAUGUGAGUUGAAUUCACAGGAGAGGCUCUAUACCAAGAAAAAGGAAUUGUUCUUGAAAAUGGGAUCUGUGCUGUUGCAGAGAUUAUGCUGGGCCUCGGUCCACAGAAUGCUCUGAUGUCAUCAUUGAGGUCAGAGAAUCCUGCCGUGGGCCUGGUGACCUUUGAACCUUAACAGCCUGCGCUCUGGUGAGCACUGGGCCGUGCUGCUGGUUCACUAAGUGGUCCAAGUUCUUCAGCCAUUUAGGAGACUUGACUGUUUUUAUUUGUAUCGAAUCAUUUCACCCGAUUUCCCAAGAGCCAACAAGGCCCAGCCCAUAGGGAAGAGGAAGAGCCGGACGUGAGGCAUCUUCUAAGGGACUCUUAAGUUGAUAUGAUGAAACGGCGACAAAAGAGGAAACAUCUGGAAAAUGAAGAGUCCCAGGAAACUGCCGAGCAGGGAGGAGGAAUCUUGAAGCCACAAGAGGGUGCCCCUCAGCAUGGAUCCACUGUGGUGGCCCCGAGCUGCAGCCCAGGGGCAGGGGAGGUCUCUUCUGUCGAAUACUUCUCCUGUGUUUCUUCUCCUUGGAAGCUCAUCCAUGGCGGAAUCCGGAGGUUACAUCGAGACAGUCCUCAGCUUAGAGCACCCCUGGUCCAGGUUGGGGAACAAGGGGCACCUGCUCCCCUGUCACAACACAUCUCCUUCUCAUCCCCUUCAUCCUAUAAGACCUGCGUGUCCUCUCCAUAUGUAAACAAAGAGGAAAGGGGCCUGAAAAUAUACUACAUGCAGGUACAAAUGAAGAAGGGUGUUGCUAUCUCCUGGGAGACCGAGAAACCCUCAGAGUCCCUAGAAAAGCAGCCAAGGAUGGAAGAAGUGACCCUUCGUGGGGAUGUGCGGGUUGGCACUCCCCCUUCCGAUGUGUCCACCAGGAACCUCCUGUCUGAUGGCGAGCCCAGCGGUGAGGAGAAGGAGCAUGAGGAGAGGGCAGAGUCAGACAGCCUACUGGGGUCCCCCGCAGGGGAGGAAAGACCCCGGGCCAAGACACCUGACUGGCUGGUGACCAUGGAGACUGGCUUCAGGUGCAUGGCCUGCUGCCGGGUCUUCUCCACCCUGGAGAGCCUCCAGGAGCACGUGCAGUAUGGCAUCCGGGAGGGCUUCAGUUGCCAUGUCUUUCACCUCACCAUGGCCCAGCUGGCAGGCCACUUGGAGUCGGAGAUCACCCCCGAGGAGGAGGUGGAGGAAGAGGCAGAGGAGGAAGAGCAGGAGAAAAAAGAAGAGAAGCAAGAAGAGAAGGAGCAUGAGGAAGAGCAGCCCACAGGGGAAGAUCUCACCAGGAAGAGACCCUGGAGUCAGUGCCCAGGCUGUGUGUUUCAUUCUCCAAAGGACAGGAACAACUGAGAUUCAUGGGCCAGAAGAUCCUAGAACAUGGUGUGGCCUUCUCUUGGAGAGGGAGAAGAGAGGGCCCUGGGGCCAGCAGCAGGCAGAAUGCCAGUGGCCUGAAGGAGGAUGAAGGGACCAGCGUUCAGUCUAACAUCCUUUGACAAUAUGAAUAUCGUAUAAAUAUCACAUGCAAUAAAGGGUGUUUUCUAAACCUUCCUUGGAUAUAUUAAUAAAUUAUCUACCUAUGUUUCUAUGUAUCCAUCAUUUCUAUC